UAGCGUGAGUAGUGCGUCCAGUGCUCGAUCUGGCAAUCUCUGGUACUACCCAUUCGACAAAACGCUUCAUUUGAAUCAGGUUAUGUGUCAGUUUGUUUACAAACACGUUCAGAAAGAUUAGGCAAAAUGAAUAUUCACGUAGCAUUGGACGAACCUUUGACAAGUAAUACUUGCGUGAAACUUAUAAUUGAACUUUUAAAAUAUAUUUUAUAUCAAAAACAACAAAUACCAUUUACAUAUGAUUCGUUAACUCGAAUGCAAACAAACGUGAAAUCAACUGGCAGAAAUUCAUUCUACAUAAAAACCUUAUUAAACUCUUUAAAAUGUACAUCGGAACAGUUGGACUUGCAGUUUCAUCUCACAGGAUGCAAAGUCAAAGAAAUUGCUAUACUUAUUGGUGGUACUAUAAUGUCGCCAAAACUGCAAAUUAGACUGGAAUUUCCACCCGAUAUUCUUAAUAGCGAAGAACACUAUGAAUGUAAACACGCUUCUAGGAAACCUCUGUUAAGCCUAAUGAGGUCAAUGUUUGAAUGUUCUAAAUUUCAAGAUGCAAUAUCUUCGCCAAUACAUCUUACAAACACUUUUGUAUUUAUACAAAAAAGUGAUAGUCAUUCAAUGUCCGAGUUCUUUUUACCUAAGCCGCAAUAUAUACCUCCAACGCAAACUACAAAUUGUUUCUUCAUUAAAUUGCAUCACAAUGAUCAAAUAAAAAGGGAUUGCAAUUGCAUAGAUAUCAUAAAAGUUUACAAUGAUUUAUCCGAAUCUAAUGCCAAUAAAGAUAGGAAUAUUCACCAUUUACAUAAUUCAAACGAGAACGCUACAAACAUUCCAUAUCAAUGGUAUCAAUCCAGAGAAGUAAUUAAAGGAUUCAAAUAUAUAAGAUGACUA
Colletes gigas is the source of this 888-nucleotide messenger RNA. RefSeq names its product MAD2L1-binding protein. Lineage: Eukaryota; Metazoa; Arthropoda; Insecta; Hymenoptera; Colletidae. Gene Ontology annotation, biological process: regulation of exit from mitosis. Gene Ontology annotation, cellular component: nucleus. The coding region runs from base 127 to 885 and encodes 252 amino acids. The transcript has 2 exons. The record is from RefSeq and is a predicted model, not a curated record.